AUGGCACCUGCUGCAUCGAAGCCCGUGAUACCCCAGAACGACAAUGUCGCCCACGCACUCGCCGGUGCCGGUGGUGGUAUCCUGUCCAUGGUCCUCACCUAUCCUCUGAUUACCCUUUCCACACGCGCCCAGGUUGAGUCCAAGCGCGCCGACUCCACCUUCCUGAAAGCCGUCCGCCAGAUCACCGCCCGCGAGGGCAUCUCGGGUCUUUACGCAGGCCUGGACUCGGCCUUGUUCGGCAUAUCCGUGACCAACUUUGUCUACUACUACUGGUACGAAUGGACCCGCGCCUUCUUCGAGAAUGCCGCCGAGAAGGCCGGCCGCGCCUCCAAGAAACUCACGACGGUCGAGAGCAUGAUGGCUGGCGCUCUGGCUGGCUCCGCCACCGUCAUCAUCACGAACCCCAUCUGGGUCAUCAACACGCGCAUGACCACGCGGAAGCACCAGGCUGAGGAGGGCGAGAAGGAAACGCUGCCGGGAGGAAGCACAAAGCCCAUCAAGGCGCCCACCACCAUCGGCACGCUCAUGUCGCUCCUGAAGAAGGAAGGCCCGACCGCCCUGUUCGCAGGCGUGCUCCCGGCCCUUGUCCUCGUCAUCAACCCCAUCCUCCAAUACACACUCUUUGAGCAGCUCAAGAACGUGGUCGAGAAGCGCCGGCGGGUGACCCCCACGGUGGCCUUCUUCCUCGGCGCCCUGGGCAAGCUGUUCGCCACCAGCAUCACCUACCCGUACAUCACGGUCAAGUCGCAGGCCCAUGUCGCCGGCGGCAGCGGGGAUGGCGCUAAGAAGGAGGGCAUGUCAGGCGCCAUCCGGAGGAUCGUCAAGGAGGAGGGCUACGCUGGCUUGUACAAGGGAAUCGGCCCCAAGGUCACGCAGAGUGUCCUUACGGCCGCGUUCCUCUUCGCGUUCAAGGAUGUCCUCUACGAGCAGACUGUGAGGCUGCGACAGCGCGCGGCGACCAAGGCGCUGGCCUGA
This is a messenger RNA of Diaporthe batatas, 975 nucleotides long. RefSeq lists its product as uncharacterized. Gene Ontology annotation, cellular component: peroxisomal membrane. Gene Ontology annotation, molecular function: ATP transmembrane transporter activity; FAD transmembrane transporter activity; FMN transmembrane transporter activity. The record is from RefSeq and is a predicted model, not a curated record. Lineage: Eukaryota; Fungi; Ascomycota; Sordariomycetes; Diaporthales; Diaporthaceae. The coding region runs from base 1 to 975 and encodes 324 amino acids. The transcript is spliced from 2 exons.